UGCAACCCUGCGCACCUUGCAGGAUCUGAAGGAAUAUGCAGUGUUCCAAGAUUGUGAGGCUACAGCAGAAUUUAUCGAGAUAACGGACAGGCUGUUCGAUAUCUUGAACAGCCGCAAUCCCAGAGCCAGAGGGUUGCUCUCUGUCCUCGGCUUUGUCAUAAACAUUGACACAUUGAUGGCGAUGAUUCCCGUGCUCCUCGAAGGACAGCGAUAUGUCCUGACGUACCGAUUCAGCCAGGACCACUUGGAGCUUCUUUUCAACUCCAUCAGAGCAUCCGGUGGCUGGAAUAACAACCCUAACGCCAGCCAUUUCAAGUACAUUUUCCGGAAGCUGAUGGCCAGGUGUGGGGUUGUUAAACCAAGCAGCAAAGGCAAUGUGACAGCACAGGAUGACACAGAGUCCCUACCAGCUGAUCAGUCUGCUGUUCAGUCCUACCGCAUAGACACAUCUACCAACCUGUCGGCUGUAGACAUGUCCUCUGCAGAAGGAGAAGAUCUCCCUUCCCCGUUUGCAGACAUUCCUGCCCUUGUACAAGACCACAGCUAUCUUCCCAAGAAGUUUGAUGGUCUUGUGGAAAAUGUGCUUGUGUACAUUUCAGGAUUUGUGGUGCGACGCACACUAAAAAAGCUUUCCUGUGAUGUCUGCCGGGCAAGCCUGUUGAUGGAUGCUGAAUCUGCCAGUAAGGACCAGAGCUACCAUCUGCUGACGCUGAAAAACAAUGGAGGUCUUGUCAUCCCAUCAGCAGGCACCGUGAAGGUCGUCAGGGCAGCAGAGUGGGUUGUUCGGCAGGCAGUAGCAGAUUCCAGGAGAUCGCAACCCAUCAAACUGUUGGAGGUCCUCUACGUGGUGAGGAAGAGGAUAGGUGGAGAGGAUGUGUUUUUGCUCGGGGAGCACAUCACUGACACGCGAUAUGGCGUUGACAGUCACCACCAUACACUCUUGACUCUGGUUGUGUCCCUCUUCUUCAAGCUAAGGCUGCACCACAUUGCGAAAAUGUCAACGCUUAGCUUGCAGAAAGACAGUGUGAGACAGAAGCUCACAAAAACUGUCCUUUUCAAAGGGCAGUAGCGCAAACUAUUUGUGCACUUAAAGGAUGGGUUUUCAACUGGUGGUCUGUUUAGUUUGCUACUCUUCUUUGAUGUUUGCAUGUGAAUGAGUGGUGUAUGAGUGUGUGCGUGAAUGGGUGAAUGUGGGGCUUUGUAAAGCGCUUUGUGCACCAAGACGGUGUAGAAAAGCGCUAUGUAAGUUCAGACCAUUUAAGAGAGAGGAGGAGAGGGAGGGAGCUGUAUUCAUUAUAUUGUAUUGAUGGAAAGAGUUUUGUGUCCAAUUGUGUCUUAAUGUUUUUUUUUUUUUCUAAUUGUGUGCCUUUGGACCUAAGUCAAAAAACAAAGACCCAUCUCUUUUCUCUUUAUUUUACAGAAUGGCAACUUUAUAUUUACAGAUUUAUAUUAUACAUGAAUUUACACAUGUAUUUAAUAAUGUUAGUGCAAUUUUGUUUAUUACUAAUAUUAUUUCAUGUUUCAUGUACCUUAUAAAUAUUGAUAUCAUUACUGUGUGUGUGUGUGUAUGGGUAUACCUAGUGCUUUACCUGUCUAGUCUACUUAAUAUACUAUUUUCUUAAUAAACUCCGUGGCUAUAAUUUUUCACAAGUAUGAAGUUAAAUAGCCGCAUC
This is a messenger RNA of Pungitius pungitius (ninespine stickleback), 1673 nucleotides long. RefSeq lists its product as uncharacterized. The transcript is spliced from 5 exons. The record is from RefSeq and is a predicted model, not a curated record. Bases 176 to 1069 code for a protein of 297 amino acids. NCBI's taxonomy places the organism in Eukaryota, Metazoa, Chordata, Actinopteri, Perciformes, Gasterosteidae.